Molecule: messenger RNA, 2581 nt
Organism: Microbotryum saponariae
Lineage: Eukaryota; Fungi; Basidiomycota; Microbotryomycetes; Microbotryales; Microbotryaceae
Source: the annotation of a GenBank genome assembly
AUGCCAUCCAGUUCAAGGCCUACUACAGGCGCAUCGGAACGCACCCCAUUGCUGUCCUCACCCCCAUCGGAUGGUCCAGCGCCCACCGCCGACGCUGCUAGCGAGGAUGGUGUCCUUGGCAACGUCGUACCAGAAGAUUUGUCCGACCCGCAGGCACUCACACCGCGCACCAGGAACCUUGUCCUGGUCUCUGUAUGGUGUGUGAGUGCAAAACCUAGCUUCACGUUCAGGCACCUCAUCCCCCACCUCUAUAAGGAUCUGGUCGUCGGCUCGCUGCUCUCUGCUCUACUCUCCCACGCGACCAUAUGUACGUCCUCCAGCGCAGUCGGCUGACACUCGUCCACUUGCAUCAUUCAGGGCGUCUUUCUUGGAGCAGUCGAUGCAACCGUCGUGGCCUCGCUCGUCACCGACAUCUCGGCUUCGUUCGAAUCGUCGAAUCAAGCGAGCUGGCUCGGCACCAGUUAUCUCCUCAGCACCGCGUGCUUCACCCCUCUCUAUGGGAGACUGGCGGAUAUCAUUGGCAGAAGGUGAACAUCUCACGCGCAAUGAGACUCACUUGAUGCUAUCGCCUUCAUGUCGGAGAACCGCUCGCUGAUCAACAGCAUCGCAAUCCUCUGACGCCCGUCAGAUAUUCGGCACUGCUAGCUCUGUCACUCUUCCUCGUCGGCACCGCGCUCUGUGGACUGGCGCCGACAAUGAACCUACGUAAGAUGACCUGGCGGUCAUGAUACGUCUCCGGCUGACACGUUCUAUGGUCCACCUUCACAGUAAUCGUAGGCCGAUUGAUUGCCGGAAUGGGUGGAGGCGGGCUCAUGGCUAUCUCUUCCAUCGUCGCCUCGGACUUGGUCCCCCUCAAGAAACGCGCACUGGUCCAAGGUAUCGCCAACUUGUUCUUUGGAGCAGGUUCAGGCCUGGGUGGACCGAUGGGGGGGCUUAUCUCCGAUUGGGCAGGGUGGAGGGUGGCUUUCUUGGGUGAGCUCGAGCUGACGCCUUCAUGAAGUCCCUGCAGCUGAUGACUGUCUAUCGAUUGGACAGCUCAACUACCCUUACUGGUGGCCUCGCUGGCGAUGGUCUUGUGGAAAGUGCGAUACCGGGUACCCGGGCAGGGGAAAAGCAAAAGGGAGAUGCUGCGCCGAAUAGACUACAUGGGCGCAAUCACCCUCAUCAUCGCUGUGCGUUACCCUAGCUCUGCCGACAGGUCCUCAUACUGAUGCCGACUAUAUCCUUCGAUUCUAUUAGCUUGGAUCAUUGCUCUUCUCCUUAUCUUACAAGAACAACGAAGCCCUACCGUGGUCUCACCCUCUCGUCUGGUCCCUCCUGACUGUCGCAAUCGUCUUUGCGGUGCUCUUCGUCCUCGUCGAGAAGUACUGGGCCUUCGAACCAGUCAUGCCUUUGAGGUGCGGCCCUUUCGCAUUUCAGUAGCCUACCGAAUACUUACACUAACGAGCGGAUUCGUUCGUGAUGUGAUAGGAUCUUGAUGACGAGAAAUGGACUCUCGGUCGCCUUUGCCAACUUCUGCAUGAGCUUCGUCACCUUUUCAAUCCUUUACUUUGUCAGUUUACCGCGGGCGCUCCUUGUGCUCGAGGGCGAUACUGACCUUUUCGAAGCUGUUCUGCAGUAUCCCGCCUUUUUCGAAGGUAGAGGCAUCUUCGACCUCUCACAUUCGUGAGCAGCAUGUCACUGACCUCGAGGUUGGUUCUGCAGUCAUCAAAGGCUUGUCGGCAUCGCAGGCAGGAGCUCAUCUGCUCCCCAACUCGAUUGCGUUAUCAUGCGGAUCUCUAUUUGCUGGAUGGGUUAGUCCCAAGUAAAAAAAAAGAUAGCGCUCUGCGAUCAUCCACUCACACGACGACCACGUUCACAGUACAUUCGCCACACGGGCCGCUACUACAACCUCAUCGCCGUCACGUCGUUCCUGCCCAUCCUGGCGUUGGUGUCCGCAAUGACCCUCAAUGAGCACCGGUCACCGUUCAACGAGUGGCUCGGCAUCAUUCCUGCUGGCUUUGGUGAGUUCAUCAUCACUCCGAAAUCAAUCGGCACGCUGAACUGACGUGUCUUUGUUCUGCUAGGUUUCGCAUCCCUCAUCACGGCGACGUUGGUCGCUUUGAUCGCCUCUGUCGAUCGCUCCGAUAUGGCUACAGCGACAGGCAUCACUUAUCUGGCGCGCUACAUCGGCCAAGUCGUGGGCGUGGCCAUCUCGUCCAGUCUGCUCCAAGCCGUCUUGAACGUAACGCUGCAUCGACGGAUCACGGGCCCUGAUGCCGAAAAGGUGAGGCCAAAUAUUCAGUCUCCUCGCUUGUCGCGCAAACUGAGCUUCUUGGCACCGUUCGACUCGCAGUACAUCGACCAAAUACGCCACGUCAGCACGUCGAUUCCUUCCUUACCACCUUCGAUUCAACCUUUGGCUCGGUCGUCCUACCUCGACGCUCUAAGAGCCGUUUUCAUCCUCAAUGCGAUCGUCGCUGGGAUCAGCUUCCUCAGCUGUUUACCGCUUAAAGAAUUUCCGUUACCGGAUACGUUCAAGGAGGAGGAAGAGCGGAGGAGGGAGAAUGAGAACGCGCGGCUUGGGAGGGUGGAGGAAUGA